Messenger RNA from Pararge aegeria (speckled wood butterfly), 1509 nucleotides. RefSeq names its product pleiotropic regulator 1 (gene Tango4). Gene Ontology annotation, biological process: mRNA splicing, via spliceosome. The coding region runs from base 116 to 1459 and encodes 447 amino acids. The transcript has 8 exons. Gene Ontology annotation, molecular function: protein binding. Lineage: Eukaryota; Metazoa; Arthropoda; Insecta; Lepidoptera; Nymphalidae. The record is from RefSeq and is a predicted model, not a curated record. Gene Ontology annotation, cellular component: catalytic step 2 spliceosome; Prp19 complex; precatalytic spliceosome.
AUCAAAACAACGCGGACGCUAUUCAAUGUGAAUUCAGUUAUAGUUUUAUUAAUUUAAAUUAUACUUAUUAUGUGUGAGAAUAAUAUUUAAUUUGGUGCUAUUUAAAACAUUAAAAAUGGCUGACGAAGUGAUAAAACAUUCAGUGCACACGCUUGUGUUUAGGUCUUUGAAGAGAUCACACGAUAUGUUUCUAUCAAACCAGAGUAUGCUGCCUCCAAUUGAUGAAAAAGCGGAAAAAAUCUUAAAGGCUGUAAAAGCUAGAGACAGCUAUGGGCAAGUGAUGUCCGCUGUGCAGAAGGCGCAGGCUGUCAAGCAGCAAGAAGCCAUGAGCAGACCUGACACACCUCAUGACACUGAUAUAGCAGAAUCUGCAGCACUAGGAUCAGACGGUGCAAUGUUACCGUACAGUGCACCUAGUACACCAACUCCAACUGCAAUCGUGCCUGCGCCGCGCAAAGCACCCACAAUGCCCCGCCCCAAGUGGCACGCACCAUGGAAGCUGUUCAGGGUUAUAUCAGGACAUCUGGGAUGGGUGCGCUGUGUGGCAGUGGAGCCAGGGAACGAGUGGUUUGCUACAGGUGCUGCGGACAGAGUGAUCAAGAUAUGGGACCUAGCAAGUGGCAAAUUGAAGGUGUCACUCACUGGACACGUUAGCACUGUCAGAGGAUUGGAAGUUUCCCCUCGGCACCCCUACUUGUUCAGCUGCGGUGAAGACAGGCAAGUGAAAUGCUGGGACCUGGAGUACAAUAAGGUGAUCCGCCACUACCACGGGCACCUGUCGGCGGUGUACACGCUGGCGUUGCACCCCACCAUCGACGUGCUGCUGACGGCCGGGCGCGACGGCACCGCGCGCGUGUGGGACAUGCGCACCAAGGCCAACGUGCACACGCUCGCCGGACACACCGACACCGUGGCCUCGCUCGUGUGCCAGGCCGCCGAGCCGCAGAUUAUCACAGGCUCCCACGACUCGACUAUUCGCCUGUGGGACCUGGCGACCGGCAAAUCCAUGUGUACCCUGACCAACCACAAGAAGUCCGUCCGCGCGAUCGCUUUGCACCCAACGCUGUACACCUUCGCGUCCGCGUCCCCGGACAACAUCAAGCAGUGGAAGUGUCCGGAGGGCAAGUUCAUCCAGAACCUGUCCGGCCACAACGCCAUCGUGAACUGCAUGGCCGUCAACCCGGAGGGGGUGCUGGUCAGUGGGGGGGACAACGGCACCAUGUACUGCUGGGACUGGAGGACAGGGUACAACUUCCAAAGGCUGCAGUCUGCCGUGCAACCGGGCUCCAUGGACUCCGAGGCGGGCAUCUUCGCGCUGACCUUCGACCAGUCGGGCUCGCGCCUCAUCACGGCGGAGGCGGACAAGACCAUCAAAAUCUACCGAGAAGACGAAUCCGCCUCCGAGGAGACGCACCCCGUCAACUGGCGCCCCGAGAUCUUGAAGAGGAGGAAGUUCUAAUAACCGUUACCAUCCUAACAAUUAAGAAUUAAAUGACGUUUUGAUAUUCA